Molecule: messenger RNA, 4552 nt
Organism: Mya arenaria
Lineage: Eukaryota; Metazoa; Mollusca; Bivalvia; Myida; Myidae
Product: ras-related protein Rab-24-like
Exons: 8
Coding region: 190-822 (210 amino acids)
Molecular function (GO): GTP binding; GTPase activity
Source: RefSeq, a predicted model, not a curated record
GUUAAAUCGAAAGUAGAAACCAUAUUCAGACAGACGAACUGAAACAGUUAUAUUUGAGCUUUAUAUAGAAAUAAGUUCUUUUUUUUGGGCGUUUUUUCAUUUGUGGCUGUAUCACUUGGUAGUGACACAAUGAGGUGAUGACUCAUUAAUGAUUACCCUGCUGUAAGUGUCUACACUGUCAAACCCACGAUGAGUCGCGUGGAUGCCAAGAUUGUGCUACUUGGAAAGUCGUACGUAGGCAAAACCUGCCUUGUAAAUCGUUACAUACACCACAGAUUUGAUGCGGAAAUACCGUACCAAAAUACUAUAGGAGCAGCUUUCGGAUCUAAGAAGGAAAUGGUGAAUGGAAAACCUCUUAAUUUAGGCAUAUGGGAUACAGCUGGUCAUGAACGGUACGAAUCGAUGACCAGAAUGUACUACCGGAGUGCGGUAGCCUGUAUCCUGUGUUAUGACAUCACAGAUAAAUCCAGCUUCGACCGUAUACGAUUUUGGGCUGGGGAGCUUCAAGCAACUGAACCUGCAUGCCGCAUCUACCUGUGUGGUACAAAGAAGGACAUUGUGGACGACUAUCCCGGCAAACGUCAGGUGGAAAGGUCCACAGCUGAGCCUUUGGCUGAUGAUUUAAGCUCAGAAUUGUUUGAAACCUCAAGUCAGACUGGGGAAAAUAUAGAUGCACUAUUCCACAAAAUAGCUGAGGAUAUUGCCGCAAAACGGGAAGAAGAUGCCAGACGACAUAAAGAAGAGAAAGGGGAUACAUUGAAUCUGUCUGAGGGAGAGAAUCGAUGGAAGUUUCCAGGAUGUUCUCGCUGUAACAGAUCCUGAUGGGCAGGGGGCACAACUCUGCUCCCUAUCUGACAUUUUGUGAUACAGUUCUUUCAUAGUUAUCUCCCAUUAGUUUUUAGCUUUAAUUCAAAUUUUGUUUUACAAUGUUUGUGUAUUGUAAGCGUUUUUGUAACGUAAGUAUGCGCAGAGCUGUGUUAUUUUUUGAAGCUUCACUCUCACAGAUUGACCGUUUUGACAUACUUUUUUUUUGUCUUUUAAUGAGCCAUUUGUUGUCCAAAUGUUUGGAAACUAGUGAUAUAAGACUGCUGGCAGAAGAUUAGAUCUCAUUUUUCAUAGUUAGUUUUGAAAAUUGAUGUUUUAUGGCUAUAAGUGUUACUAUUGCUUUAAAAAAUGAAAUUUUCGGCAGUUUUCCAAACAAGGUCUGAUCUAUAGUGAGUUAUCUGACAUGACUUAAUUGAAGGAAUUGUUGCCAAAGUCAGCUGAUUCUUGGACAAAAAUUAAACAAAAUGUAAAAGCUGUAAAUCUGCGUGAGUGCAGCUGUAAAAACUUCAUGAUGCAAGUCAAUAUGAUUACUAAUUUCAACAGUUUGUUCUCUUCAGUGACAGCCUCUUCGUCUUGUUUUUAUCAAUGUCCUUCUGCAAAAACUCGUACUUGGAAACUAGUCAUAAAUAAUUGUUAGUCAUGGAAACUUGUGAUCACGCGCUCUUGUUGUUUUUACAGCUUCUUAGACCUGGCACCAAUUUCCUAAACAAUUUAGAAACCCCAGGAUCAUGCUAAAAAGUAUGCUAUCUAUUUUUUUGGGUAUAAUUUGUGUAAUGUUCACAUUUUUAAGUGUUCAGAGACUUUGAAAGGAAAUUAUCAUAUGAUUAUCAUGAUGAACUAUUUUUUAUUCUGUAAAAUUAAGUUUAAGUAUGUAUUUUGGCUAAGAGAAAUAUAAUAAUAAGACUUGUUACACUUUUGAUUUUCUUGGGGUCUUUGACAUUCAAUCAAUAGUUCCAAUUCACUCUUCGAGGCCUUAAUGCAAGAUCUUUGUAAUGCCUGCAAUUUCUGUAUUGAGUUGCAACCAUCUUGCAGUGAGCCCACAUCUUACUGAUACACAGGUUAGUGAAAUGAUGGGUUAACAUGAAUAUAUUGACUGUGUAUAUUAUAUGAAUUUUUGUUCUUGAUUUUUAUUUUUAUUAUUUUUAAUUGUACAUAAUAUGUUUUGAAACUUCUGUAAUCCUUUUGAUAAUUAACCAUCAUGGCUUAUCAGUAAAUGCUGAGUGCUAUUAUUCCUUAUGUCAUGGUUAUGUGUUGACUAAAUGUCUAAAAUACAUACCAGUUAUGUUGGCAAUAUCUGGUUUGAUACUUAAAUUUAUUAUACACCCAUCCUAAAUCCAAACUCAAUACAUAUCGCAAAUUACCGUGGUCUGUUUUCAACUCCAGUGCAAUACGGCUGUAUUCCACUUUGAUAUCAGGUCAUAACAAUUAUCAUGGUGCAUUUUUAAAAUGGCGUCAUAAAACAAGAGUGUGUCAUAAUAAUUACAUUUAUUAUGAUAUGUGUUUUUAAUUGAUUGAAACCAGAAAUUUAUAUAAUUUAUAUAAUAAUGAGGUUAUUGCUACUGAGAUUUGAUCAGCAUGUCAAAAUUUGACUCCUAUGGAUUUCUUUGGCAGAUUUUGAUUUCCCUCGGCCAUUGCCGCAUGAAAUCGGAUCUGAAAAAUCAACUGAAGUCAAAUAUGACCUUCCGGAUCAAAACGCAGUAAAAAUAACCAUACAAUAUUAGUUAGAUACACACUUCAGAUCUAUGAAAAUAAACUGCCUUUGCCUCCUGCAAAUUUAUGUAUUUUUCUGUGUUUAUUUUACUAGUUAUUGCUUUAACAUAGAUGUUCAUUUGAAGGUAAUUAUUGCAUAAACAUGUGUCACCAUUUACAUUUUCAAAAUUUACACUUUGUACCUCUUUUAUGAAAUACCACUUCUUUUCAUUUCUUAUCUAUCUCAUUUGUUAUUAAAACAGAGUAAAUGAGCAAUUUUUUGUGUAGAAAACUAUAUAUAUAUAUAUAUAUAUGAAACACCACUGAGGGUCAUAUGACAUUUUAAGGACUUGUCAGUCAGCGCCCGAAUGUGUAUAUUGACCGAGGUGUUAACCAUUGUGAAAAUUGCAAGUGUGUGUGUAAGCUAAUUUAUACUCGCACUCGAGCCUUGCCCAUUCGGCGAGUGCUCUAAUAAGAUUGUUAGUCAUUUUAGGUUGUUGGAUCAUUGUUCACUGACAGAAUGUAACCCUGGGUAAAGCUACCCUAGUUCUUCAAAGUGCACCAGUGUACAACACUGUUACACGAGACUCCAAUUUAACAUUUUUAUUGUGUUUUUUUUAGUGGUGCGGCAGGGAAUCGAACCUGCAACCCCUUGAUUGAUAGUCAUUUACCACUAGAUCAUGGAUCGGUUACUAAAAAUUACAAAGCCAUACCCAGCACUUUUUUUGAUGUCAGUGGUCCAUACUUUUUUUGACUAACCAAAAGUACUAAUUGGACUGCUGACAUCAUAAAACUGGAUUUUUAUUACCGUAAUAUACAUUGAUAUACUGCCAGAUCAACUUAGUAUGUAUAAAGGACACAUUUAUGUAAGGUAUAUUAAUGUAUACACAUACAUGUAGGAAGAGAGGGAGGGAGAGAGGAUAAUUAUAGUUACACGAGUGGUCAUUUAAGAAGUAAUUUAUUGAACGAGUUUUCUAAGACUUAAAAGGGAUAAUUAUAAUUAAAUGAGUGGUUAUUCAGUCCAGAGUUUAUUAAGGAAGUUUUGUGUUUUUUUAAAUUGAUAAAAACGAGCCUUGGGUUCUUUUUAUUAAUUUUAGUAAACAAGUUUAACAACUUUCAUAUUGAAUGACCAUGCUAAUUUGAUGAAUUACAGCUUUAAAUACAUAAAUCGUUUCUAUGUAGUGGGCAUUUGUGCGCUCAUUUUUAACAUUUAAGAAGUCUCAUGGAAAGUUGAUAUAUAUCAAAAUGGCAUUAUUUAUGGUGGUGAAGUCAUUUACUAUAAUAAAAUUAUGUAUUUGUUCUCUAUGGUUUAAUGUUGUAUUGCUGUAUUUUAUCCACAGUGGACUAAAAAUGGACUAGACAACAGAUGUUCCAAGUGCAAGAAAAAAAGAAAGUUGUCAAAAACUUACAAAAAUUGAUAUCGUUGUAUAUAUCUCAUUGAAUCUUACUUACUGAUGUAUCACAUCGCUAACGACACAGCCAUGUAUCUUUCACUGUUUUUGUGUAUUUAUCCCAUUCUUAAUUAACUUGGUUUGUUAACUACAAAAAUACCAGUAAAUUAAAAUAGGGUUGUUAUAUCUAUUCGUACUAUUCACGAGAAUUUCACAUGCUGAGUUUACAGACUAUAAACUAGGAAACCAUUAUGCGCUAUUUUUGAACAGGUAAACUCAGCUGAGACAGUGACAAAAUAUUCUUUUAUUCAUGUAAAGAGAUGUGUUAUCGGCCUCAUACUAGCUCGUAUUGACAAUGCUAGGCUUGUUUUGAGAAACAUCUGGUGUCUAGUCCCUUUAAUCUAUAUAAUUAAGAAAUCAUACUACGUAUGAAAGAUAUGUACCAUGCAUUUUUUGUAGCUUUAAUACCAGCACAUUUGUAAACACAGGUAUUUUUUAAAGGUUGUCAAAGCAAUGUGUAUGUGCCAUUUUGAAUCAUUUUAGAUCUAUCUGUACUUGCUUUAGAUUGGAUUUCCUUGUUAACAUGUACCGGUACACAUAAAGGGUACAUGUAUGAUGUGAUGUUGUGAUUAAAAUUACUGUUACCG